Messenger RNA from Trypanosoma theileri, 2049 nucleotides. Its product is annotated as surface protease GP63. Gene Ontology annotation, cellular component: cytoplasm; membrane. Gene Ontology annotation, molecular function: metalloendopeptidase activity. Gene Ontology annotation, biological process: proteolysis; cell adhesion. NCBI's taxonomy places the organism in Eukaryota, Euglenozoa, Kinetoplastea, Trypanosomatida, Trypanosomatidae. The record is from RefSeq and is a predicted model, not a curated record. The coding region runs from base 1 to 2049 and encodes 682 amino acids. The transcript has a single exon.
AUGAAAUCUCUUAUCUUUAUUGAGGUUCAUUAUCACUUCCCAAAGGCAUUGUUUCUUCUUUCUGUGUUUACCCUAUUUACUCUUUUGGGUGCAUCUCACGUGUAUGCGGAUAACACACUUGGCAAAUCUAAUCAUUAUAGAUGUAUGCACGAUGAAGUUGCCAUUCCAUUAAAUAAACUACCGUACGUAAAUGUUGGUCAAAGUAAUCCAAAGUUGAAUCUGAGAGGUUCUCCUAUUGAAGCAUUUACCGCUGCUGCCCGUGAAAAUAUACGUUUUCGCCCUUCAUAUGCUCUUAAUAGUUCAUGCACCUUUGUUGGACAAACCGUGAAUACCUACACUGGAGGUACGGCGGUCUGCAGAAAAGAAGAUAUCCUCACACCACGUAAAAAUAGGACCGUGAUGGCUUUAGUGGAGAGUGCUUUGGAUUUUCUUGGAAAAGCACUUCUUGUAGAUCCUCAGGCAAUCAUGAAUGUACCAGCAGAUGUGUGUGGAACAUUAAAGACCCCUGCGGCUCAGUAUACAAAGGUGGAUUUUGUUGUGUUUGUAACGGCUAAUCCAAGAGAAACCCCAAGUGAUGUGAUUGCAUGGGCUCGGGCAUGUGCAAGAGAUCCACUUACACAACGUCCAGUGAUUGGUCAUAUUAAUUUUAUACCAUCUAGUAUAAAAGAUCACGUUGGAGAACUUGAGAAGCGUGUGGCUAUGCAUGAAAUUACACAUUCUCUUGGAUUCACGGAUAUUGCAAAUACCGCAAAAGGUAUUACUGGAUCCGGUGGAUUUGGAACGUCUGGAUCUGUAGUAGUAUACCGACCAAAUUUGGGGAAGAACGUAACGUUAAUCACAACUCCAAAAGUAGUGGAAGUUGCUCGAAAACACUUUGGGUGUCCAACACUUGAUGGAGUUGAGGUUGAAGAUGCUGGAGGUCCUGGAACUGCAGGUUCUCAUUGGAAGAAACGUAUUCUCUUUGAAGAAGUACUUGUAGGUGUUGUUACAAGUCCAACUCUUUUUUAUUCCUCAUUUACACUUGCCUUUUUACAAGAUCUUGGAUAUUACACUGCUAACUUUGAUGUUGCAGAAGAUAAUUUUCGAUGGGGAAGAAAUAGUACAUGUCGUUUCUUAUAUAAUAAAUGCAAUGAUCAAGAUGAAGGAGUGAAUGAAUUCUGUUUUGGCUCAUCUAAAUCAAGUGUAUGCACUAAUGAUAGACUUGGUUUUGGAAGAUGUGAUAAUACCGAGUAUAACAGAGAUCUUCCAAUCAUGUAUCAAUACUUUGGAAAGAAGAAUGCCGGUGGAAGUCUGGCAGAAAUGGAUUAUUGUCCAUUUAUUAUGGGAUAUACAAACGUCAAUUGUAUAAAUGAACAAUUGUAUGAUCCAAGUAAUUUAUUUGGUAGUGAAAUUAAUUCUUAUAGUAGAUGUUUUGACUCUAAUAUGAUUACUGGUGCAUUUCCCAAUAUUGGAAAUGGUGUACGGUGUUUCCCUUUUGCGUGUACAGAAUAUGGACAACUAAUUAUACGUGUUCAAGGACAAACUGCACCAUGCCCUGAAAAUGGAGAUGCUGGUAAUGCAGAUACAUCUAAAUUAAUAGGUGUUCAUGGUAAAAUAAAGUGUCCACGAGCUGUAGAAUUCUGUGGUACAACAAACGUAAGUCAGACAUCUGCUAUUUUACCGGAAACUCUCUUUACAAGAGCCAUUCCAUUCAUAUCUCCAGUCAAGGUUUAUACUGCCCUAGACUUUACACAUGAGUAUGCAGAAACCUGUGCAGAUCGAGUUAAAUGUGCAGAUAAUUUAACAUUGUUUCCAGUGUGUCGUUUUCUGACUAAAAAAGUACUCGACUGUUUUGGUAGAGACUGUGAGAGUACAAUGAAUCAAUGGUUUUAUAAAAACAAAAUUAUUCAGAAAUGUCAAGAUCCAAAGACAUUAGCUCAGUCAUGUCUAGAUGGUUGGAUAGGCGUUAACAAACUAUGUGCAGUGGCAUCUGCUGCCUAUCCACUGAGAGUACAGUUUUCUCUUUUUACUACAUUGUUCGUGACACUGAUGGUCACCUUUCUGAAUUGA